Messenger RNA from Vombatus ursinus (common wombat), 2631 nucleotides. RefSeq names its product endomucin (gene EMCN). The transcript is spliced from 12 exons. The record is from RefSeq and is a predicted model, not a curated record. The coding region runs from base 137 to 907 and encodes 256 amino acids. Lineage: Eukaryota; Metazoa; Chordata; Mammalia; Diprotodontia; Vombatidae.
CUGAAUAAGUCAGAAUGGGCUGGAACUGGACACAUUCUACACACCUUUUCCAUUUGCUAAUUAGGCCCUGCCUCUCUGGGACAGAAGACUCCCUAGCUGGCUGGGCAAGGGCAUCGCACCGACACCCGGGACCGCCAUGAAGCUGCUCCACGGGACCUUCCUCUUCCUUUCUAUGUGCAGCCUCUGCUACAGUCAAGGAAGCCAGGUUCCUACAAACAUUACAACAACGACUAUGUAUUUCUCAUCUGCGAUUUCCACAUCUUCAUCUCCAUCAAAUGUAAAAAAUGAGACUGUUCAAACUACAGUGGAUACUCCAGGAAAACUGAACACUUCAGUGGUAACAGAAUCAGUGACAACAUCACCAGUAAGAUCAUUGACAUCAAAAUCAAUGCCCUUCACAAACACUGGAACACUCAAAGAACCAUCAUCGACACCUAUGAUUUCUACAAAGUCUUCAUCUAGCUUAACAGUGGCAACGACGGAAAAAGAAUCCCCCCAAACUGAGAGCCCAACUGAAGUUUCCAGCACUGCAAAACCACAAGGUUCUGAUCACCGAUUUCAGAGUACUGCAUCAACCACAGAAAGCAGCCAGAAGAGCAAUCACAUUUUGACAUUAUCCACAAAAAAGUCAGAAAAUACUUUAGGAAUGACUACCACCCCCUACAUCAAGGACCAGGGAAGCUCCAAAGGUGUGAUUUUGCCAGUUGUUAUUGCUCUGAUAGCAAUAACACUCUCAGUAUUCACUCUGGUGGGAUUGUACCGAAUGUGCUGGAAGACAGACCCAGGUACACCAGACAAUGGAACUGAUCAGCCCCAAUCAGACAAAGAAAGCGUUAAACUUCUCACUGUCAAGACAAUAUCUCCUGAGACCAGUGAGCAGUCUGCUCAAGGAAAAAAUAAAAACUGACAAUCUGAUGAGUCCUCUCCACACCUGGGCCAAUAAAAAUGUAUGAAAAAGCACAUUGCUGUAUGUGGCAAGAGUUUCUCUUAAAGAACAAGUUUCAGCUAAGGACUGCCAUAUCACAAGCUGAUGAACCAACUGGCAACAUUCACUUUCUAUCUCUUUUCAUCUUUAAAAUAUUUACAAUUUUCAGCCUUGGAGAUGUUUGUUAUCUCAGCAGCUUUUCAUUACCUGGUGUUCCUAUUUAUUUUUUUUUCUUUAUAUGUUAAAGCAGAACCUUUGCAAAUCUGUUUAAAAUUUGCCAUCGCCCUUUUGUACAUAUGAGUGUUUUAUUCAACUUUUUUCAUAUACUGAAACAUUUUUCAUAUACCUGAAGUAUGUAUAUGUCUUUUUAUUGCACUUUUAAUAAAUAAUGACUUUCUCAAAAUGCUUACAGGCAAUGUGAAUGUGGAGAUGGCAACUGGAUAUUUUCUCCACAAUUUUGUGUAUUUCUCUGUUGCUACCUUAAUAGCGUAUUAAUCUUGGGACCUUCAGUAGUGGAGUUCAGUAGUGAAAACUACAUAAGAAAUAAGAAACAGUAAAGACAUGUCAACAUAAUAGCUGUCCAUUCCCUCUGUGUGACCAGGAUUUGACACCUCCUGGACUAUAUUCAUCAAAGGGAUAAGAACAUAGAUUUGUCAUUAAUCCACUCAUUCUAUACAUAUAUUUAACUCUUUUAGAAAUUUAGGAAAUAUUUCUGGUGAUCGUUGCUGAAUUUCCCUGAUUAUAGAAAAUGGGCAUUUUAUAAGUGCAAAAUCAAGCUAUUACCAGCCAGGAUACUACUUUCUUAAAAAUACAAUAUGCUGCUAGAUAGCAGCCCAUUGGGAAAAAGAUCAUCUCUUGGGAGUUGCCUGCUCAACUCUGAUUCCUGUUUUGCCUUGGUGCAUAGACAUCCCAAAAAGAAAACCAGAAGAGGUUUUAUGAGAUAUUAAUGAGCAUGCCAUAACUAAUACUUUAAUUUUUGUGAUUACCUAAACUGAUUUUUAUGCUUACUUAUCUGAGGGACCCAAGGUCAGUAUAUAUGAUCUAAACUAGUAUAUUUUUUAAUGUUUAUUUUUUUUCCUUUCUCUUGAUGAAGUGAGUUUGAAGAGAUUUACCUCUGAGGGUUUCAAUAAAUGAUCAUGUUUUUUUCCAGCUUCCCGAUGAAUGAAAAUUUUCCAACACAAGUUCAAGUAGUUACCACAACCACACCAUUGAUAUUUCUCUAUUUGUUUACUUAGAGAGAAGAGGAAAAGAAGAGAUGAUUGUAGGAUCAUAUAUACACAGCUCUAAUGGACCUUAGAGUUCACUUAGUUCAAUUCCUUCAUUAUAUAGAUGAGGAAAUUGAGGCCCAGAAAAGUUAGGUGAUUUGCUCAAGGUCACACAGAUAAUGUCUGUGGCAGGAUUUAAGCCUAAGUCUUCCUGACUCCAAGCUCAUUACACCAUACAGCCUCUCUGAGGCUGGCAAAAGGGGUAUGGGAUAUAGGUAAAUGAAGGAGGGAAGGAAAAAUUCUCCUCCAAAAACAGUCUUCAAGCUGAUGCACUUGAAUCUAAUCCUAAUAGCCUUGGAAGACUGCUGUAAUCCAGUGAAAAAAGUCAGUGCCUCCAUGCAUAGGCAGGGAACAUAAUUCUGAGCUCCUCUAUGGUUACUAUGCUGCUUGGCUAGAAAUCGGAAGGAAGGAAGGAAGGAAGGAAGGAAGGAAGGAAGGAAG